Messenger RNA from Haliotis rufescens (red abalone), 2192 nucleotides. RefSeq names its product calmodulin-beta-like. Bases 583 to 1176 code for a protein of 197 amino acids. The record is from RefSeq and is a predicted model, not a curated record. NCBI's taxonomy places the organism in Eukaryota, Metazoa, Mollusca, Gastropoda, Lepetellida, Haliotidae. The transcript has 8 exons. Gene Ontology annotation, molecular function: calcium ion binding; enzyme regulator activity.
GGGGAGUGUUUUGGCAGUGUAAUUCAUACCGCUACCCUUACUCCCUUUCCUCCAGGCUCUGUACUCGAGUUUUCUCUUACGUAUCCUGUGUUAAUUUAUCUACAACCACGACCCAAAUUACUGCCUCUCUCCAGACUAUGAACGCCUCAAAUUGAACAACGAAACCCCGAUAUGAUUUAUGAGCUUGUGUGAGACCGUGUGUCAAGAGUCGGCGCUCGGAUCAAGUGGUUUACCAGCUUGUGGAGUGAAGGGUGGUUAGAAUCAGCAAUGGCCUCGACACAGUCAACGAAUGGUGAUGACGUUCCCAGCCAUGCCCAAACUCACGCUAGCCCAUGUUCUACUCCGAACCUUGCCCAAUAGCGUUAACCACUACCACGAUAAUUGAAUUUUACGAGUAUCGAUCCUUUCGCGCCAUUUCAGCGAGGUCGUCUGCUCGCGAGAGUCGCCAUCACAUCUGCUUCGUGACAAGUAUUUCACCAUAGACUGACCGACACCAGGACCUGAGGGUUGUGCAAGGAUUGUUCCAUUCAUUCAUUCCUCAGCGAGGCGGGAAUAUAGCCACUGAUAUAACCAUCCAGCAAAAUGUCGGCGUCUACGAAAAAAUCUAAAAAGUCGUCAAAGGAAAGCAUCCUUCAGAAGUACUCGGAGUCCCAGAUACGAGAGUUGAGAGAGGCCUUCCGACUGUUCGACAAGGAUGGAGACGGGUCUAUCUCCACGGAUGAGUUGGGCACCGUCAUGAGGAACCUGGGACAGUUCCCGUCAGGGGAUGAACUCAAGGAUAUGAUCAAGGAGAUAGACAUCGAUGGUGACGGCACGUUCACGUUCGAGGAGUUCGUACAGGUGAUGGCGAACAUGGGCGGCAUCAGCAGCGAGCAGUCGGAGGAGGACGAGGAGGAGGAACUCCGGCAAGCCUUCACUGUGUUUGACAAGUCUGGGUGUGGGUACAUCACGGCGUCUGACUUGAGGGCAGUGCUACAGUGUAUGGGAGAAGACCUCACUGAGGAGGAAAUUGACGAGAUGAUUGCCGAGGUCGACAUCGAUGGUGAUGGCAGGAUCGAUUUUGAAGAAUUCAUCGCUUGUAUGAAGGAAGAAAAGGAUGAAGAAAGUAAGAGCGAUGAUGACGACGACAAUGACGAUACUGGCAGCCAGAAUUCUCUCAACGACACCCCGAUGUAGAGUGCGAGCUCAGCGAAUGGGGUUUCAGGCGCUUGUUGUCGUGUGACGUGUACAUCGCCUGCAAUCUCUUCACAGCGACAGCCCGUUAGCGGAGCUCUGUACGACGACGUUGUGGCGCGUGCGGAAGGAGCUUUCGAAGGGAGUCCACCGCAGCAUCCAUUGAGAAUUGAUCCGUCAAAAGAAAUCUGUGACUUAUUUCAAAUAAUUAAUAACAAAUAUAUUUUGUAUGGGGUCUGAUUGUUGAUAUACAGUAUCACUGCUGGUAGUGUUUAUUUUCACAAAUUAUGGUUAAAAUAUAGGCACGUUUUCGUUUAGGUAUUUAUUUUAUAUAAAAACAUUAUCUUUUUCAAAAUAUUUGGUCCGUCAUCAAAUCUAUAUUCCUGUUAUCAGUGACCAUCUUUCCUGGCUUACCAGAGUGUGAAGAUUGUUAUUGUAAUAAUACAUUGAUGCGUUGCAUUAGUUAGUUGUAAGAUGGGUACCUGGUAGAAAAAUGGCAUUUUAGAAUAUUUCUCCUAUGGGCUACAGAUAAUAUUUUGCGUUUGCUUUUUAUCAUUAAACCGGGGAUGUUAGAAUGUACACGCUUUGCGCACAUGGCAGGUGGGUGUUAAAAAAUGAUAUGAUCAUGAAUAAAACUAAAGUGUGUUGUUAACUACAUUAUUUGAUGAGAUACUGAAACGCACAAAUAUUUGAGAGCCUUUGGCAAAAUGUACGUGGAUUGUUUUGGAAUUAACUUCAUAAAGGGUCAAGAAUAGCUUAUCAUAUGGCAAAUCAGUUAAUGAUAUCAUUAGUGGUAGAUGUGUAAAUUGUUUUGUUGAAUUUCGACAUGUAUGUGUCUGUAUAUAUAGCGACUCGUUCUUAGUACUGUUAAAAUGUAUAAUCUCGCUUUGCAUUUUUUUAAUUGUUUCACUUUUUCACACUGCCAUUUAUUUAUUACCAUUGACACGUAGCUGUUAAUUUAUGUACUUGUCAAGACGACUAUUCCUAAAUGCCAGAAUAAAUAUGUUCCUGGUGGAAAA